Molecule: messenger RNA, 858 nt
Organism: Dictyostelium discoideum AX4
Lineage: Eukaryota; Evosea; Eumycetozoa; Dictyosteliales; Dictyosteliaceae
Gene: tgrK3
Product: immunoglobulin E-set domain-containing protein
Exons: 2
Coding region: 1-858 (285 amino acids)
Cellular component (GO): membrane
Source: RefSeq, a predicted model, not a curated record
AUGACAUUAAAAACAAUAUUAUUUUUGACUUUUUUGGUUUUAUUUUUUUCAACUGCUUAUACAAUUGAAAAACCUUGGGUUACAGAGGUAAUUUACAAUGAAACUUCAUUGGUUUUUAAAUAUUUUAAAGAUCAACCUUAUAUUAGCCGUCUUGUAAUGUAUAAAGACCGAGAAACUCAAUAUUUCGACUGUACUCUCAUUAUUGAUGAUCAUAGAUAUUGUGUAUUCCAUUCUGACCUUCCUUUUUCGAGAUUAUGGGGCAGUCUAGAGAGUAUGGUAUGUUCAAGAGAUGUAUCAAGUCCAAAAGUGGAUUGUUUAUCCUAUAGGAUUAUAGAUGUUUCAUAUGUGAAACCAAUAAAUAUUAAUUUUACCAGACUUCCUCCAACAUCAGGGGGAGAUAUUGUUAUUAAUGGUAAUUUUCUAAGAUUCGUUGGAGGUCCUAAUAAACUUUAUAAUAGCAUUUCUCAUAGUAAUCCAUUAGAAGUUAAAGGAGAUUUCUCAUAUCCAUCAUUUAACUGUAAUAGUAUCACUGUUUCAUUUCCCCCAGGUUCCGGACCAUUUGAGGUGUAUUCUAUUGACAGAAUAGGUGGAGAAUAUUUAACUUCUUAUGAACCGCCAAAAAUUUCAAGUUUUAUUCUGGAUCCAUCAAAACAAAUAAUAACAAUUGAUGGUGAUAACUUUUUUACUGAUAGCUCUUUGGUUCAAGUUUAUUUUGAUGAAAUCCUACAACAAAAUAUAAGUAUUACAAUUAGUCAUACACAAAUUCAAGUGAAACACUUUAUUAGAACCGAUCCUGGCCCAAUGUCUACUCGUAUUACUGUAGAUCAAGUUUCGACACAAAAUAAUUAUAUGAUAUAA